UGCAUACAUGAUUAGUGAAAGGACGCACCCCGCCCUUGUUUGCAAGCUUUUUGAGAGAAAGAGAACUGAAAGAGUUUUGUAAAUGGCUUCUGGAGAGUCUGGAAGAGGACCCCAGAACAAACUGAGGGACGUACUUAAUAUACAAGUCGAGGUGACAGAGAGGCUACUUGAUGCAGAAGAACAAAAGCUAAAGCUCCUCAAGGCAGAGAUAGAUGUAUGCAGACACAGCAAAGAAGACGUUUCGACAAAGAGCAAGGAGCUGGAGAUGCAGGAAAAUACAUUACUGAGAAUACGGUCACAAUAUCAGAGACUCCUACAAGAGAUGCAGACAAUGGGAGUCAGGCAUAAAAGGAAUCUCAAGAUAUCUCGAAGUUUGCCUGCUAUUGGAAUGAAGCAGACACCUAAAAGAAGACCGUCAGUAUUUGAUCAUGUCGUAUCCAAGGAAGCGCUUGUUGAAACGAAAGUCACUGAAUAUCAGAAAAUCGUUGAGGAGAAUCGUCGCUCAGUUCCGCUGGAAGACAGCAAGCUUUCAUUAGUUUUCACAACACAGCAACUAGCUGAGGAGCUGCAGUACAGUGAUGGUGUAUUAGUAGCUGGUUCUCUUGAAGGACUUAUACAGCAACUAAUACCAACUACUUCAUAUUAUCCAGAGAGAGCUUAUGUCUUUGCUUUCCUGCUAUGCUCGAGGCUAUUUGUCUCACCUCACCAUUUGCUAGGAAAAUUAUUUCGAAUAUUCCAACAUGUCAUGAGACAGCAAGCAUCCGCUGGAUCUUCAUCACUUAAAAGAUCAAGUGCUUCGCCUGUUCGAUUCAUUCAGCUCAUUCGAGAGUGGACCGAGACUUUUCCGUAUGAUUUCCGAGACGAGAAAAUGAUGAGAGCCUUAAAAGAUGUGACUCAACUCUGCUCCACACAUCUACCAGAACAGAGAAGGGAAAUUGGACAACUUCAGUCUACUCUUAUACAAAAACUCUCUACUUUGGAUAAAUAUGAGCACAUACUGGGGCAAGUUAAUUCAGUUGCAAUGCAGAGAUUAAUGGACCCAAGAACACAGGUUGAUAUACUGAGGACUUGUUCUGAACCACUAGACCUUGCAAGACAGCUAACCCACAUUGAAUUGGAAAGAUUGAAUAACAUUGGCCCAGAGGAGUUCAUUCAAACAUUUGUUAAAUCACCCACUGAUUCCACUGAUGUGAAGAAGACUAGCAACAUAGAGGCAUACGUGGAGUGGUUUAACAGGCUGAGCUAUUUAGUUGCAACAGAAAUAUGUGUAUCUGACAAGGAGAGGAAUAGAAUCAGGCUGAUGGAGUUUUUUGUAGACACUGCACUCGAGUGUCAGAAAUUGAACAACUUUAACUCUUUCAUGGCUAUAGCAACUGGAUUGUACAUGAGUCCUGUUGUGAGACUGAAGAAGAUGAGGUCUAAACUUAGCGUUGAGAAAUUAGAAGAGCUAGAGCGAUUGCUGGAUCCUAGUGGAAAUUUUGCUAACUAUCGAUCAAAACUUGAGAGAGCUACAAUAUCAGCAAGAACAAUGAAGAUGAACACUUGUGUGGUACCUUUCUUCUCUCUCAUAGUAAAGGACUUGUACUUUCAAAAUGAAAGCAUGAGCGACAAGCUACCGAACGGAUUCAUUAGAUUUGAGAAAUGCUUGGCUCUUGCAAGGCUGGUAUUACCAGUACUAACAUGGAGAGAUACUGUUCUGCCCUACGAGAGAAAGAGGCUACUACUGAACUACCUAAUGACUGUUCCUAUACAUACUGAUGAUGAACUAUUAUUAGUAUCUUAUGAAAUUGAAGCACCUGAUAAUCCAAGAGAGAAGCAACAUUAUCAGCAAUUGAAAGGGUUACUAGGCUCCUAUGCUCGCUGUAUUAGUAAAGGAGGCACUGUGUCUGGUGCCUUCGCUUCGUCAACAUUAGCUGCCUAUCCAGUCCAGAAAGAAAAACAAUAACAUGAUCUUAACACACACACACACACACACUCUGUAACUAUUAUUAUUAUUUUUAACACUUGUGCAAUAUAAUGCUGGUAUUUAUAUGCAGGCAUAUGCAGAACAACCACUGUAUAAUAAUACACAUAGUAUUAAUGAUGUAAUGUAAUGUGGACUUGUUUUUACUCCUCAGAAAUGAUUAUUUAUAAUUGUUGUAACAAUUUCAAAAAUUGAUAUUGUAAGAAAGUA
Messenger RNA from Amphimedon queenslandica, 2173 nucleotides. RefSeq names its product ras-GEF domain-containing family member 1B-like. The record is from RefSeq and is a predicted model, not a curated record. The transcript has 24 exons. Bases 83 to 1945 code for a protein of 620 amino acids. NCBI's taxonomy places the organism in Eukaryota, Metazoa, Porifera, Demospongiae, Haplosclerida, Niphatidae. Gene Ontology annotation, biological process: Ras protein signal transduction. Gene Ontology annotation, cellular component: plasma membrane. Gene Ontology annotation, molecular function: guanyl-nucleotide exchange factor activity.